Messenger RNA from Manihot esculenta (cassava), 715 nucleotides. RefSeq names its product zinc finger protein 11. Bases 1 to 573 code for a protein of 190 amino acids. The transcript has a single exon. Lineage: Eukaryota; Viridiplantae; Streptophyta; Magnoliopsida; Malpighiales; Euphorbiaceae. The record is from RefSeq and is a predicted model, not a curated record.
AUGGACAGGACUAGCUUGGGCAGUGAAGGAGACAAUUCAAGCGGUUUUUUAUGGCCUCAGAGAAACUACACAUGUAGCUUUUGCAAGAGGCAAUUCAACUCAGCUCAAGCACUUGGAGGUCACAUGAACGUCCAUAGGAGAGAUAGAGCCAUGUUGAUACAGCUACCUUCAUGGGUUUUUGGAUGUCAAAACCCUAAACCUAAUUUUUCUUCCUCUUCUUCUUUAUCUCUAUCUUCAUCUCGUAGUACUUCAGCAAAUUUUUUGUCAUACCCUUGUACUCACCACCAUUCCUUGAUCUCCCCAUCCUUCACUUCUUUCUCUUCAUCACCUUCUAAGAACUCCGCUGCCCUUGAAUGUCCUCAACUCUCUUCUUCUACUCAACUGAGUGAAGAUCUAAUAAAGAAGAAGAGCGUGAGAGCUGUGGUUCAGGUUGAAGAGAUCAACAAGGGUUUUGCAGAGAAAUAUGAGCUUGAGGUUUUGAAGAAAAAUGAAGUUAUAAGCUUGGACUUGGAGAUAGGCUGUAAAGAUCCAAAGGAGGUUUUGGAUUUGGAGCUUCGACUCGGUUGUUUCUAGUUUCAUUAAUAAACAUUAAAUGAUCUUUUUGUCUUUGAUCCAUUGAUUAGCUUCUUUGAGUACUGCAGUCUCAGGCACCAACACCAUAGUUAUAUAUAUAGAAGCUGCUUUAGAAGUUAAUUAUAUUGAUUAUUAUGGGGUG